Messenger RNA from Macrosteles quadrilineatus (aster leafhopper), 3703 nucleotides. RefSeq names its product tRNA (uracil-5-)-methyltransferase homolog B-like. Gene Ontology annotation, biological process: RNA processing. The record is from RefSeq and is a predicted model, not a curated record. The transcript is spliced from 11 exons. Gene Ontology annotation, molecular function: RNA methyltransferase activity; nucleic acid binding. NCBI's taxonomy places the organism in Eukaryota, Metazoa, Arthropoda, Insecta, Hemiptera, Cicadellidae. The coding region runs from base 399 to 2756 and encodes 785 amino acids.
CAGACGUCCAUUUUGUUUUUUCGUUCUUUGAAAAUUAAAGUGAGAGAGAGAGACUGAGGAGAGAGAGGGUACUAUAUAAUCUUACUAAUUUAAAUGCCGGUUCUUGCCUAAGAACAGGUCACAGUCCGGAGCAACACGGUUUCCAAGCCGGGCAAGACGAGCUAGUGGGCUGUGGAAGUCGAAAGACGUGUUGUAGUGUCUUCGGACGAAGAGUUCCCUAGUCCUAGUGCCAGACGGUAGCCUACUUUGAAGUCAAUUUUUGACAGGAUGUCCGGACAAAAUAGAAGACCUCUGAUUAUUUUCAGUAGGAGCAUGAAGUCGGCCAAGUCUCGGCGCACCGCAAGAGAUACAAGCUGCAGUUCAGAAGUUGAUUGAAGUUUGAGCAUCUAUUAUUACCUAUGGCUGCUAAAGAACCUGAACAAAUGGAGAUAAAAAAUGAAAGUGAGCAGCCCCUUGAGAAGACAAAUGAAAAUGUUUCGGACAUUGAAGAAGAUAAACCAGAAGUUAAACAAGAAACUAUUGAAGAGGAGUCCAAAACUCAAGAGAAACCUCAAUCAACACCUGGCAACUCAAUCCCACACUACCGAGUCAAAAUCAGUGGCUUGCCUCGCUUUUAUACACCUACGGACCCACUUCUAGUCGAUUUUAAAAGACUGCUUGCAAAUCUUGGACUGAACUUCAAAUACAUUCGUUCGCCCAAAAAAGGCAAUUCCUGGUUGUACAUAACUUUUUACAACCAAGCUCAUCAAGAAAGAGCUUUGAAACUGUUAAGAAAUUAUAAAUGGAAAGGUCGAACACUAAUUUGUACCUUGGUCGUCGCAGAUGUGCUCAAGCGCAAACAGGAGGACAGCGGACAAGAGGCUUCCAAGAAACCAAGACUUGACAUUCCCAUAGAGGAGCAGAUGUUGAUGUCUACCAUCCCUUACCACUCUAUCUCUUACGAGGAACAGCUGAGUAAAAAGAAUGAAGAAGCCCAAUGUUUGUUCAAAUGGCUGUCAGUUUGUAUGGAGAAGAAAACCCCAGAGUUGAUCGGGUAUAUUGAUAAGCAGAUUGCCAAGUUUAGGAAGACCCAACUGCCUUUCAAAUUGGACAUGGUCAGAGCUUCGCCAGUCAUUGAUGGUUACCGCAACAAAUAUGAAUUUAGAAUUGGGAUGGAACCUACCAGUAAGAAGGUGAUUGUUGGUUACCGAGUAGACAACCAGGAAGGGGACAACAUUGCUGUGGCAGCUCCAGAUGCUAUGAGACAUCUGCCUAAGGAGAUGUUGGAGGUAGUCAAGAUAUUUGAGCAGUUUGUGCAAGAGUCCCCACACCCUCCCCAGAUCACCAACCACGACCCUGGUGUCUGGCGGCUGCUGCUGGUGAGGACCAACAAAGCUAAGCAGCUCAUGGUGGUGGUUAUGAUCAACCCCACCACCCUGCAGCCAGGCGAGAUAGAGAUACUCAGGAAACAGCUGAUAGAUUUCUUCACCACCGGGCCUGCCAGCGGGAAAAACGUUGUGUCUCUAUACUUCCACACUGACAAUGAUGUCAAAACGCUGGGUGGAGGUCACAAGGCCAAGCGGCCGCAGGGCCAGCUAGAACUUCUGUGGGGAGAGACUCACAUCGAAGAGCAGUUGCUGGACCUCAAGCUGGAGAUCGACCCCAACUUCUACUUCCAAAAUAACACGUGGGGAGCCGAGGAGCUCUACAAGGCUGUCAAGGAGCUGGCAGGAGUAGACACUGACACUACAGUGCUGGACCUGUGUUGUGGCUCUGGUGGCAUGGGCAUGAUGUUUGCCAAAGAUUGCAAGGAAGUUAUUGGUGUGGAAGUGAUGGAUGUGAACGUAGACGAUGCCAAGAGACUGGCAGCCAAGAAUGGACUGACCAACUGUGAGUUCCUCCAAGGCUCAGUAGAUGAUUUAUUUCCGGAACUGGAAGAGAAACUUAAAGGAAAGAAAGUCGUGCCUAUCCUGGAUCCUCCACGAGCUGGCAUCAGUAAGCAGUUCAUUGCAACGAUGAGGAAGUCAACUGAAGUGAACAGAUUGAUUUAUGUUUGCACAAGCCAAUUCCCUCCAACACAAAAUCUUCUGGAUUUGGUGAGUAAAAACGAAAAGCACGGCUUCCAAGAUCUGGAUCCAUUCGUAGUUAAACGUGUGAUUCCUGUUGAUCUGCAUCCGCAUAUGCUACGAGUGGAGUUGGUUAUAGUGUGUGAGAGGUUAUCUGCUGAUAAAAUUCCUAAACCUAAACGAUCACCCAAAACAAACAAGAAUCAAAAGAACAACCAUAGCCCCAAAAGGUGGUUCAGCGCUGGGCGAUCGAGUAUGUUUCCCACAGAAGAAAUGGUCAGGAUGUACUCUGGUGGAUGUAGAAAAGUACAAGAUGUGGAUUACCAGAAGAGGGACUCCUUGUACCCCCCGCCACUGAGGGGAGCGUUGUACCAAGGUUACAAUAACAUGUAUAUGAGGGAUAAUGUUUAUGAAAAUGAAAAUGCCUAUGUAUCCCAUUACGACCCAGCUAGAUCCAUAUAUCCGUUUCAGUUUCCUGACAACAGUCAUACAAGGUUCUCCAGGUUCUCAAGAGACCUUAGGGAAACUUUGGAUGGUUACUAUCCUCCCAAACAACACACCACAAGUAAGCUCGCUUACGCAAACUCUCUUCUGGAGGAAGGUAUGAGGAUUGCCUCAGAAGUAUUGGACAUUAGACACACAAGGCUGCCUUAUCACAACAGAUGGCCCAGGAGAGGAAACAAGUACAAUAGCAAUAAAUAUAGAUAUUGAGUAUAAAACACGGUAUCUGCUCUAGCCCUAAAUGCAAUCCAACAAUAUCCUGUGUUUUUAUAUUUUAUAUUUUUUUUUGUAUUUGGUUCUUUUGUUGGUUUACCAUCACUGUUACUUUAGCCAUUAUUUUCCUUGCUAAUUAAACCACUGCUGUGGAAAACUCUAAUUAAGAAAUCAGAAAGCUUGAUUCAAUCUCUGUAGAUGAUCCAGGUAUUGUUUACAGAGAUGAUAAUAACAGAGUUUGCUCCCAUCCAAAUAAAAUUCAAUGGCAAUUCUAGGCUAUUCAGGUUCACAAUAUUUAACUGAAAAAACUUGCCUCUCAAAAUACGCCUAACUUACUUCCUUACACCUGCUAGUACAUUAUAAACCCCUCUGUGAAUUCCCUGACAAUUUCUCACGAUCGCAGUCACAUCAAUGGUCACAUCUUUCGAUUGUGGCAAAAUUGGUGAUGAUUCCCCAAUAUUGCAACAACAUUCUUGAUGAUUUCCUACAAUUGAGGGAACAUCCGUGAUGAUUUUUUCCGAUCUCAGAUAUCUGUGAUCAUAAUAUGAUAUAUUAAAUUCACAGCAAAAUUUGUAAUGAUUUCCCAAGAUCAUUAAGUACAAUCGCUGCAAAAUCUGCCAUAACUCUUCUGGUUGUGGCAACAUUCAUUUAUCUUCCCGGUGAUCAUGUAAACCCUUUUGAAUAUUUUUCACAAUCCAGGCAAUAAUUGUGGCAAUAUACCUCGAUCGUGACAACACCUGUGAUGAUUUCACACAAUCGUGACAACACCUGUGAUGAUUUCACACAAUCGUGACAACACCUGUGAUGAUUUCACACAAUCGUGACAACACCUGUGAUGAUUUCACACAAUCGUGACAACACCUGCGAUUUGUUCAAUUCCUGUGACUACUUUAGCUAUCGCUGCCACAUCUGAGAUCAUCUUGCGAUGGCGGCAAAAUUCAUAA